ACAAGAAACAAAAUGGCGUCUGUUGUAAAUUCGACACGCCGGUUGUUUCUAAAUUCACCUUUAAUAAUUCAGAAAUCAGCUGUUCUCCCGUCAAGCUUAUUGGAAAGACCCAUUUCAACAACAAGUCGCUUAAAUUUGAGGGAAAUAAAAGAAAGACAAGAUGGUGAUACACUCAUUAUUGAAGCUGAAUAUGUAGAGUCAGAAAAAACUGGUCAUUUGGUCUCCAUUGAUAAACCAGAAAAUGGUUGUACUCUGUGUGGAUUUGAUGUCAAGUAUACAGAUGUACAAAUUAUUAGCCAAUUUGUGAACAAAAAUGGCCAAAUCUUGCCACGUUGGGUGACAGGUCUUUGUGGCCACCAACAAACAAAGAUGAAAGAAAACCUUCACAAGGCUCAACGAGCAGGUUUAAUGCCGAAUCUGAGACCUCCACGUAAUGAUGGCAAAGCCAGAACUAGUAACAUGUCCACCUACAAGUGGAAAAAGUAUAAAGUUUAUUUUGGUGAUUCAGACAAAGUUUUUGUGUCAUGAUCUGAAAAGGAAAUGGUCAACAAUGGAUUAUCAAUAUAGUUAAAAAAAGAUAAAACCUAAGAAACAAAUCAUCAAAACUUUUUAAAAAGCAAACAUUUUUCUAUGGUUGAUUUUGUGGCAUGGAAUCUACAAACCGCAUAAAGUUAAUGAAUUAGGUACUUGAAAAAAUUGUAUUUUUGGUUUUAAGUACCGUUUUUUUGUGAUACAACAUUGAAUAUUAGAAACACUACAAAUUCUGCUUGUAAUCCUGAUGUUUGGUUACAGUGGAAGUUACAACAAGUUGAGUGAAUUUGUGUAUGGCAGUAUCUUUGUUUUGAGUGAAAGGAUUUGAAU
Ylistrum balloti is the source of this 861-nucleotide messenger RNA. RefSeq names its product large ribosomal subunit protein mL66-like. Gene Ontology annotation, biological process: mitochondrial translation. Gene Ontology annotation, cellular component: ribosome; mitochondrial small ribosomal subunit. Gene Ontology annotation, molecular function: small ribosomal subunit rRNA binding; structural constituent of ribosome. NCBI's taxonomy places the organism in Eukaryota, Metazoa, Mollusca, Bivalvia, Pectinida, Pectinidae. The record is from RefSeq and is a predicted model, not a curated record. The transcript has 5 exons. The coding region runs from base 13 to 528 and encodes 171 amino acids.